This is a messenger RNA of Humulus lupulus (European hop), 1260 nucleotides long. RefSeq lists its product as uncharacterized. The coding region runs from base 1 to 1260 and encodes 419 amino acids. The transcript has 3 exons. NCBI's taxonomy places the organism in Eukaryota, Viridiplantae, Streptophyta, Magnoliopsida, Rosales, Cannabaceae. The record is from RefSeq and is a predicted model, not a curated record.
AUGAGCAAGAGUGCUAAUGAGGCCUAUGAAUUGCUUGAGGAAAUGGCCAUGAAUAACUAUCAGUGGCCUAGUGAACGAGAUAGAAAUAAGAAGGUAGCCGGUAUGCACGAGCUGGAUGCUAUUACUGCUCUCACUACUCAAGUUGCAUCAUUGGCCAAGCAACUGCAACAAAAUUCUAUGGCCACUCAGGUCAUGCAAAUCCAAGCGGUAUGUCAUAAUUGUGGUGGUCCUCACCCAUUUGAGAAGUGCAUGGUAGUUGAGAUGAACAACUCCAUUCUCAUGGAACAGGUGAAUAUGAUGGGAAAUUACAAUAGGCAAGCGAAUAGUCCAUUCUCCAACCCGUUCAAUCAAGGGUGGAGAAAUCAGCCUAAUUUUGCAUGGACAAAUAAUCAGGAAACUCGCUUAUCCAUCAGGAAUCUUGAGAUGCAAGUUGGUCAUUUGGCAAAUAUGUUACAAAUUAGGCCUCAAGGAAAUUUUCCAAGUAAUACAGAGGUGAAUCCUAAAGAGCAGUGCAAUGCAAUCUCUUUGAGGAGUGGGAAGAAGUUGGAAGAGCCAGUCAAGAAGUCUAUACCUGCACCAAAAGUUGAAGUUGAGAAUGAGGGUAAGGUAGAAGAAGAGGUUAUUGAAGACCUUGAGAAGAAUCAGUCACCAAAUAAACUACCUCCCAAGCUUAAAGAUUCGGGUAGUUUCGUGAUUCCUUGCUCAAUAGGAGAUACUGUUAUGACCAAGGCCUUAUGUGAUUUAGGGGCUAGUGUAAAUUUAAUGCCCUUAUCUAUUUUUCGAAAGCUAAAAUUGGGAGAAGCUCGCCCCACUACUAUGUCCUUACAAAUGGCAGACCGCCCUGUUAAGCAACCUCGUGGAGUAAUUGAGGAUGUCUUAGUUAAGGUUGGUAAAUUUAUCUUCCCUACUGAUUUUAUUAUUCUAGAUAUGGAGGAAGAUGCAAACAUUCCCAUUAUUUUGGGAAGACCAUUCUUAGCCACAGGGAGAACACUAAUUGACAUACAAAAAGGGGAGUUGAAGCUGCGAGUGCAAAACGAAGAGGUAACAUUUGAUGUUUUUGCAGCAACUGAUAUUCCAACUUGUUGUAGGGUGGAUGUGGUAUGUAGUGGUGGUAGUAAUUUGGAAACCACCAAGAGAAAAACCAAUGCUAAAAUUGGUAGUCGAGCAGUUCGUAAUUGUUUGAAACAGUUCUAUAGUGGAAAGGCUCGAAGGUUACACGAGCGGUGGAAGGCUCCGACAAUUAGUAACGUCAAAAGAUGA